Molecule: messenger RNA, 1770 nt
Organism: Lachnellula hyalina
Lineage: Eukaryota; Fungi; Ascomycota; Leotiomycetes; Helotiales; Lachnaceae
Exons: 2
Coding region: 1-1770 (589 amino acids)
Biological process (GO): spliceosomal tri-snRNP complex assembly
Source: RefSeq, a predicted model, not a curated record
AUGGAAAACAACGGCAAACCAUCCUCCUUAGAGACGACUCCUCCAAGACAUCUCCCAAACAAUGGCGAUGAGUCUCCUUUGCUCUCCGAUGCUGGUUUCAACGCGACUCCCCUCGUUGCGCCUUCUCUUCCUCCUUCAUCAUACGCAAAUUCCACUUUUAUCACCAACUCAAUAAAUAUCCAGCGAAGUCCGUCUACCGCCAAAGACCAAGCAGAGGCUCUGGCCAGGACAUUAUCGUUCAAAUCGGCCAAAUCAAAUGGAAGUGUUGAUUCCUCUAGUCGCGCCUCAGCCCUCUCCAGCCGUCUUGAACCUCUUCACGAAAGCCGCGGCCGUGCAGAACCCAACUCUAGUUUGAUCGAAGCCACAACCAAGUGUAGUUUAUCUAAAUCAUCCUCGGCUAAGUCGGUCAAUAGCGUUCAAGCUGUUGGCAGUUUCCCAUUAGGCACCCUUCGCGUCCAUUCACCGUCGUCGCCGACUUGCCCAACAUCUCCACAGCACGAGUGCCUCAAAUCAGGUGAUGUUUUCAUUUGCAGAGGUAUCCCGGCAGGCUCCAUUCUGGGUUAUGAUACUCAGCUCCUCACCGUCAGAGCUCGUGAUCAGUUUGAAGGCAUCAAAGAUAUUCCACCAGGAGUACAUCUGGUUUGGGGAGGAUCUAGUCUCACUUCGCUGCGCAAUGGCUUCUGGUUCAUUUCAAGUAAGCGAGCCUCAGACGAAUGCGGAGAAAUGCAUGUCAGAAGAUGGGAUUCCCAGAACGAGGUUCUUCAGGAAGAAGUCUCCAAUGCCGAAGUGAGAAUCCAGAAAUCAGAGCUACCCGAGCUUCUUCACAAGAUGCAGCCCUAUAAUGCCACCGCCAGCGCACCUCUGACCCAAGGCAACUCGAUUGUUUCUACUACACCUACUACUACCACAAAAGACCCCAACAUCUGGCUUCAGAUGACAUCUUGCAUCAAGGGAGCGCUGCUUAGCAAGGUUACUGGCCAAAAAUGGAAUCAUUGGCAAGUUUCUUCUCUGCACGAUUAUAACCACGAAGGCCACAGUUCCAAAUCCAGUCGUGAUGCCGAUAUCACUAUUGAUAAUUACAAGGACGAGAUCCUGAACUUUGUCUUUCCGAAGGAUACCAAAACGUUCUCGGACGAAUCCAGAGGCCGUCAGCGUACGCAGCAGGCCUUGGACUCGACUUCUUACGUUGAAGAUAUCAUUAAUGAUAAAUGUACCUACCAGGACUCGGAUGAGAUCAUUGGAGAGGUUCAAUUUUGCUACUUGACUGGCAUGUUGCUAGGAAACAUAGCUUGCAUGGAGCAGUGGGCACAUGUUGUCAAGAUCGUCUUUCACGCUUACUACUUGUCUCUGGAGAUGCCCGUCUUCUUUACGAAGUUCAUACAGGCUGUGCACAACCAAUUCCGAUACGACCACGAGUAUUUAGAUGGCAGCAUCCUUGACCAUGACAGCAACCUCGCCCACGACCUUAGAGUGGCCCUCAUUGUCUUCAAGUCACGCCUCAAUGAGCAGCUUCUCGCCCAAGGAAAAGACCUAAAUAGUAAGCAGAGCGCGCUUGCGAAAGCAUUUGAGGAAUUCGAAGAGUGGCUUUGGAAGUGGGACUGGGAUCUCAGAGGCAACUAUGUUCGGAGCGGACAGAUUCAGCUUGAGGACGGCGAGUUUGUCGAUGCAGAGGUUGAAGAUUUUCAAGAAGAGGAUGAGCGUGGUGAGUGGGCACCGGCUGUAGUCGACCUGGACGAAAACGGACGCGAAAGAGGGCUCAUCCGUUUUUGA